CUUGUCAAUUAAGAGAAAGGAAGGAGAAUUUGAACAAAAAAAAAAAAGAAAGGAAGGAGAAAAGGAGAGAAGGAAGGCCAAAGCUGCGGCUCGUCGACGGCGGGAACGUAGAACAAUGUUUAAAACCCUCUCUUCCUGUCGAUCUGUGAAUAUCAGAAGAUUGAAAGUUGUGGAAGAUGGAGUUCUGUCCGACUUGUGGGAACUUGCUGCGUUACGGUAAAUCACAGUUCAUCUGCUCAACAUGUCCUUACAUCGCCCGCAUUGAAAGACAGGUGGAGAUAAAGAAGAAGCAAUUGCUGGUUAAGAAAUCCAUAGAUCCUGUUGUCAAGAAAGACGACAUUCCACAAGGACCUGAAACUGAAGCGCCAUGCCCAAGAUGCGGGCACGACAAGGCAUACUUCAAAACAAUGCAGAUUCGUUCAGCGGAUGAGCCGGAAUCGAGAUUUUAUCGAUGCGUCAAGUGCGAGCAAACUUGGCGUGAGGAAUGAUCACCGGUGGUCUAAACAUUAAUAAUGUCGCCCUUUGAUUAGACGUGAAGUCUUUGAGUUUUUUUUUUUUUUUGUUCUACCAUUGUCAGCAAAUUUUGUUUGGGAUUAUUGUUAAGCUCAA
This is a messenger RNA of Raphanus sativus (radish), 609 nucleotides long. RefSeq names its product DNA-directed RNA polymerase III subunit RPC10. Gene Ontology annotation, cellular component: RNA polymerase III complex. Gene Ontology annotation, biological process: DNA-templated transcription; termination of RNA polymerase III transcription; regulation of DNA-templated transcription. Gene Ontology annotation, molecular function: zinc ion binding; nucleic acid binding; DNA-directed RNA polymerase activity. NCBI's taxonomy places the organism in Eukaryota, Viridiplantae, Streptophyta, Magnoliopsida, Brassicales, Brassicaceae. The coding region runs from base 177 to 488 and encodes 103 amino acids. The transcript is spliced from 4 exons. The record is from RefSeq and is a predicted model, not a curated record.